Laetiporus sulphureus 93-53 is the source of this 961-nucleotide messenger RNA. Its product is annotated as adaptin ear-binding coat-associated protein 1 NECAP-1. The coding region runs from base 72 to 731 and encodes 219 amino acids. Gene Ontology annotation, cellular component: membrane; clathrin vesicle coat. NCBI's taxonomy places the organism in Eukaryota, Fungi, Basidiomycota, Agaricomycetes, Polyporales, Laetiporaceae. The record is from RefSeq and is a predicted model, not a curated record. Gene Ontology annotation, biological process: endocytosis. The transcript has 6 exons.
CGGACCCUCCCGUCUCGUACAUAUCUACACACCCGUCAUUGAAUUCAUACUUUAACCACUCUCGAGCCACGAUGGACGAAUUUGGCGGCGACGACGAAAUUGAGAGUGUACUGUACAUCGGCAGGGAGGUCUCCGUGUUCAAGAUCCCGCCAUUGAAGAAGAACGAGGGUCAUCGUGCGCAGGAAUGGGGAGACCUUGCUGCUCCUCUGUGGAAGGGCAGACUACGCAUCAUUGAGCGGUCGACUGGCGUGUCGAUUCAAUUCGAGGAUCCCAAUACUGGAGAAUUGUUCGCGAAGGCCGACUAUGACCCCGCGAAGCCGUCCGUCGAAGCUGUGCUCGAUUCAUCACGGUACUUUGUCGUACGCGUGGAGGACGACGGGCGAAGAGCUUACAUUGGGAUGGGAUUCCUUGAACGAACAGACAGCUUUGACUUCAACGUGACGCUGCAAGAUUAUACCAAGCGCUGGCGAGCCCGCAUGAAUCCAUCGGAACCAGGCUCAGAAGACUCGCCUUCCCCACACGUUCCCGCAGGCCCGAAGAAAGACUACUCCCUGAAGGAAGGCCAAACCUUCUCGAUCAACAUCCCUGGUCGGACGAAGGCGAACAAUUCGUCGUCGUCGUCGACGACAGCAAAUCUGCUCGGAGACAGCACCGCAUCGCUUUCGUCGUCAUCUGGCGGUCUUGGUGUUCCUCUUCUACCGCCACCGCCCAGUGCACCGAAGAAGUGGUGAUUUGGGAUGGUGAGAACGUAUGUUUCUCGUACACAUGCUCUGUACUAUACCUGUAAGUUUGAGCAGUAAAGGAUAUUCCCGGGACAAUGAAUUUAUCGCUACUUUGCGGAAGGUUCAGGCCGGUAAGCGUGCGAAAGCACGAUUAAUUUCUAUGCGUUGUAACAAUGUGUGCGCUGCUUGUACCGUGGAAGUUGUCUUUAAUUGCGUACUGUUCAUGGAGUUGACUCCCU